AUGAUGGAACGUCUCGUUUUGAAUAGAUGUGUAAUAUUCAAUGUUUUAGCAGACCGAAUUAUAACAUCUCAAUCUAUGGCUCAAAAACUCGAAAUUAAAGAACAUGAAUGGUUAUUUUUCGAGUUGCUUAUAACAUUUCUUAAGCUGAUAUAUGCCAUUACAAACAUUUUUUGUACGGAAAUAAUUCGUCAUUAUCAAUGAUUAGACCAUUAUUAAAACAAAUUAUUGAAAAACAUUUAAUGCAAUAUCAUGAAAAUAGAGAUACCAUUAUACAAACAUUUAAACAAACAUUAGCAUCAGAAAUUAAACGCCUUUUUUCACCUGAAUGGGAUUCAACUGAAUCUGUAUUAUUAGAACAAAUUGUAUCAUAACUUUGUGUUAUUAAUCUUUGUUUAUCGGUUAGGACGUGUUGAAGAGUAGAUUUAAUACAUUCGGACAAACACUUAGCAUCAUAACCAGUUGGAUUAAAGAAGCCUCAAAAUCGUUCUACAGGUAA
Molecule: messenger RNA, 496 nt
Organism: Cinara cedri
Lineage: Eukaryota; Metazoa; Arthropoda; Insecta; Hemiptera; Aphididae
Source: the annotation of a GenBank genome assembly